Anneissia japonica is the source of this 2514-nucleotide messenger RNA. Its product is annotated as protein orai-2-like. The transcript has 3 exons. The coding region runs from base 120 to 725 and encodes 201 amino acids. Lineage: Eukaryota; Metazoa; Echinodermata; Crinoidea; Comatulida; Comatulidae. Gene Ontology annotation, biological process: store-operated calcium entry. Gene Ontology annotation, cellular component: membrane. The record is from RefSeq and is a predicted model, not a curated record. Gene Ontology annotation, molecular function: store-operated calcium channel activity.
GUUCCUUCCGUAAACACUGCCAUUCUGAAAAUAGUGCGGAAGAUGAACAGUGUUAUUCCAUUGAAAUCCUGGCUAAAGUUAGUUAUUCUCAGUGGAUUUAUCAGUCGUAUGUUGAUCAAAUGUCGAACCAACACUCGGAGCAGGCCCUGUCCUGGCGGCGAUUGUACUUGAGUCGGGCUAAGCUGAAGGCUUCUAGCAGAACGUCUGCGCUUCUUGCAGGUUUUGCUAUGGUUGCAUUGGUUGAAAUCAGUCUCCCGAAAGAACUACCAGGAGCAUUGAUCAUGUGCUUCAGUGUCAUAACAAUCUUACUUAUUGUUACCCAUCUCUUUGCAUUACUUGUCAGUACAUGUAUCCUACCAAACAUUGAAGCUGUCAGCAAUGUGCACAACAUACACGCUGUCAAAGAAUCCCCUCAUGAUAGUAUGAACACAUAUAUUGAGAUGUCUUGGAUAGCAUCAACAGCCCUUGGUAUUCUUCUAUUUUUAUUGGAAAUAAUGGUUUUGAUAUGGAUUCAAUUCUAUGAAAAUUAUAAAAAGGCAGGAUGGGUAGCGACAGCUUUGCUGAUUCCAGCUCUACUUUCAGUCUGUGUGUUUGCAUAUCAUUUCUACCACAAGUUAGUCACACAUAAAUACAAAAGCUACAAUACUACUAUUGAUGAACUGGAUGACCUUGCAACUGAGUUACAGAAAAAUGGUACUGAAACACCGAUGGUCCAAGAUGUAUAGACAACAAUCAAGUGAUUAAGAUGCUAUCAUUUGUACGUUCAAAUCCUGUAAAGGCCAUUUCACAACUAAAAAUAAUUCCUUUCCUGAAGCCUCAUAAUGAGACAUUGAACAUUCCAUUUUGCUUUGUUUCAUUCAUUUAUGUGUGGCUAGCUAUAUUGGUCUCUCACUUUACAAAGUACAAUAAACUUUAUUAAGCCAUUGGCUUCAGUUUAUUAGUCUGUAAAGUGAUGGCCACUACUUCUUCCCACAGAUUGUAUCAUAUUGCUAAACAUUAUCAUAUUAACAUUGCAUAGUUUUAAUUGCACAUGAGUAUGUCAAAGGUCAAAGUAUAUUUUUUAAAAAUGGCAGUGACUAUAUUCACCAGUCUUAAACCUAUUCCUAAUUCUGAUUGGAUGUUAUUCUAGGUUUUUUGCCGUUUUUAGUAGAAACAUUGAAACUAUGAGAGGGUUUAUUACAAUCUGAAGAAAGUAUUAAUUUUAUUUUUAAGUACAAUUCUGUGAUAUUUUUUUUUAUAACAUCUGUUCAUGUGUGUUACAUGUCUGUUUGUACUGCUACAUAAUAUUUGCUAUUUACAGUGAUACAUUAUUUUUAAAAUAUAAUUUAUAAUAAAGUAUAUUAAAUUAAUAAAAACUGUAUUCAGCUUAUAAAGUUUAACAUUCCGAUAGGCUUAGUCCUCUAAAUACUGAACUAAAGAAUUUGUACAGUAUUGUGCUAACAUUUCUAAUUUAAAUUGUUCGUAACAUGCUCAUCAUUUGCCCACAGUUGCUGGCAAGUUGCUGUCGGUUGAGAUGAGUCUGGCUCAUUUUUAGAUAUUUUGUUGGUAUGGGAUAUAAUCAAUUUCGAUAUAAUUGUUUUUCUCUUAUACUUAAAAUAUUCGCUUAAUAUUAUUUAUAUUCAUUUUUUUCAUUAAUAUAAAAAUUUAUUGCACAAAAUAUGGUAAAUUUACUUUCCGAUAUUAGGUCACAACUAGUUUUCUUUAAAUUAUAAGAAACCUUAAAAAUUAGCAUAGAUGUGCGUCACCCAUGUUAUUCCAACAUGAUGUAUUUUCAGCUAUCUCUACUGUUUUAAUGGUUUAUAUCUAUUAGAAAAAAAAUAAUAGGAAUAGUCUUUUGCUCAUUAGGAUAUACUUGUAUAUUUCUACAUUACUUAUUGUUAUCAUUUAAUGUAUAGUAAUUUGAUACGUUAAUUUUUUUCAAUUUUCCACUGGACUUGAAACGCUUAUUAUCUUUACUAAAUAAUUUUAUAUUUAAUGAUGACACACAUUUGAUAACUGUACAUUUUUUGUUAUUCACAAGGUCUCUCGUGGCGAGAUUAGAUUUAAAGCUAAAUCAUUUUUAAUAUAGUUUUUUUUUACUUGUGUGGAGGAAACACAGUAAUGAUGUGGUUAAAGAAGAAAGUAAUGGUUGGGGCUAAUAGUGCAUGUAGGGCCUACCAUGGAGUUUUUUUACUCCAUUGCCUUAUUUACAUUUUAAUGUAAUUAGGCACCCAAGUAUACUGUACAUCUUUAUCAUAUUGAAGAAAUAUUUGUGUAUCUUAGCAACAAUGUCUAAUUAAAAUAACUGUAAUGCAUAGGUGUACCAACUUGUCAUAGUUCAAAGGUUAUAGUUCAGUUCAUUAGUGUUUCUGUGAUUCUGUUGUGCUUUUGUAUUUAUCCCUUAUUACAGUAUUCCUUACCAAAUUCAAAUAUGUUUAUUUCCAAAUAUUUUUAGGUGCAAUGAAAUUUAUAUAUCAUUUUGCUGCUGAGGGUGUUAUGUUGGAGCUGAAAUUAAGUAAAGCAUAAUAUAUAAUA